Gossypium arboreum is the source of this 4054-nucleotide messenger RNA. RefSeq names its product nonsense-mediated mRNA decay factor SMG7-like. NCBI's taxonomy places the organism in Eukaryota, Viridiplantae, Streptophyta, Magnoliopsida, Malvales, Malvaceae. The transcript is spliced from 6 exons. Gene Ontology annotation, molecular function: protein binding; telomerase RNA binding; telomeric repeat DNA binding. Gene Ontology annotation, biological process: nuclear-transcribed mRNA catabolic process, nonsense-mediated decay. The record is from RefSeq and is a predicted model, not a curated record. The coding region runs from base 827 to 3850 and encodes 1007 amino acids. Gene Ontology annotation, cellular component: telomerase holoenzyme complex.
AUUCCUAUCUUUAAAGAGUUUUUAUUCUAUGAUGACUGGUAUGUAGUAACUAGUAAACACCAGUAACCAAUGGAAUAUGACAAAAGCAACAAUUUUUCUUUCUUUCUUUUUUUUUUUUUUUUUUUGAAAAGAAGGGAAGAAAAACAUUUAAUAUAGGGGGUAUAGAUUGUUUCCAUGAGUCUCAUCAUCAGCCACCUUUUACUUUGUCUGUUUCACAACCAAGCAGAACAGGUGGCUAACCUCUUCUUUCACUUGCCAAUCUCCGCGCUUCUCUCUCUUUCUCUCACUGUCUUUCUCUUUCACUUCCAUUUGGGUACUUUUAUUUGGCCUUUGUUUGGUCAUACUUUCAUCUCCAAAAUUUGGCAGUAAGUUCCUGUUCCUAAUGGGGUUUUUAAUUGAAUCUUUAAAUAUUUUUCUUUUUUUUCCUGGUACUGGUUUCUCAUUUUCAGAUAUGGCUGGUGGAUGAACUUGAGAAAUAAAAAGUUCUGCUCCAUAUUUCAUAAACUGCAAUUUGGAAAUUCAGUGAUUCAUGGAUUGGACUGAAAUCUAAAUUCCAUAUUGUUUUGAGUUCCAUUCAAGCAAGAUAGACUACUGGACGUCCACAUUCUUCUUAUUAUUACAAAAUAGUUUUGAGUCAGUCCGUUUUGCUGAUGUAUUAACCUAUUUCAGCAUUUACUCAGUCAUGCUGUUGCUUCUUUUCCUUUUCUCUUCCAUUGUUUACGUUUCUAAUGAGCAUAAUUGAUUGAUUGGAUGAAGUAUGCUAUAAAUAUUUGUGUGUCCAGUUGAUGAGAUAUAACUAUAUGAAAGAACAGUCCGCACUAUAAUCAUGAGUACUACUUCAGCUGUUCCUCUGAAAGAUCAGAAGGCCAGAGCAAGUUUCCUUCUAGAGAUUGCUAACACAGAGAAGCAUUUGUGGGUGUUAAUCCACACCAAAGGUUUAUUGCACUCUGAUGUUCGGGAUUUAUACCACAAAGUCUGUUUAAAUUACGAGAGUUUCUUCUUGGAUGAUCAUGAAUUGACAGAACUCCAAGAUGUUGAAUAUUCGCUGUGGAAGCUACACUAUAAGCACAUUGAUGAGUUCCGUAAAAGAACAAAAAGAAGCUCAGCUAAUUCAGAAAGUACAAUGUGUGCAAUGGGCUCAAGUGGUUCUGAUAACAGAUAUAUAGAUGGGUUUAAGUCAUUUCUUCUAAAAGCUACCGAAUUUUACAAAAAAUUGAUUGAGAAACUCAGAAGUCAUUACGGACUUCCUGAAGAAUCUUCAUCCUCUAGAAGGGGUGGCAUCAAUGCUUCUAUUGAACCUGUGAAAUUGCGGAAAUGUCACUUCUUAUGUCACCGGUUUUUAGUAUGUCUCGGGGAUCUUGCUAGAUAUAUGGAACAAGUUGAACAAUCUAGUGUCCUCAAGCAUAAUUGGUCAGUUGCAGCCGCCUACUACUUGGAAGCUGCAAUGGUAUGGCCGGAUAGCGGAAACCCCCAGAAUCAGUUGGCAGUACUGGCUACGUAUGUGGGUGAUGAGUUUCUUGCUCUAUACCACUGUAUAAGAAGUUUAGCUGUAAAAGAACCAUUCCCGGAUGCCUGGAACAAUCUUGUUUUACUAUUUGAAAGAAACAGGUCAUGUGAUUUGCCAUCUCUUUCGAGUGAGGAACAAUUUGAUUUCUUACAACCAUUUGAAAGAAGUGAUUCCCAGGUAAAAUUACAAUCAAGUGAAAAAGUUUCAGAUGGCGUUCUGUUGAAGGGUGAAAAUGAUCACUCUGCAGGAAUGAAUUUUUGGUUGCUUCUUAUCCGAACACUAAGUUUCUUCUUCUUAAAAUCCAGUUUGGAGGACUUCCCUUGUGCUUUUGCAUCUACCAUGAGAGUGUUGGAUGUGAUGAUGGCUUUAGAUGAUAUAAAGCUAAGAGCAAUGCUGGAGUCCUAUCAGCUUAUGGAUUCAGCUAGAACAGGCCCUUUCCGAGUUCUUCAAGCUGUUUCUGUUUUCAUCUUCGUCUUCCAUAAUCUAAAUAAUAACCUCGAAUUGCCAGGGUCUAAAGAUGGAAAGAACAAGCAACAUCUCGAGUUGAUACAAUUCGCAUUGAAUGCUACAUUUAUUUUCAUGGGACGUGUUGUAAAUAGAUGUUUGAGGGCAAAUUCUUUGAACUCGUGUCCCCUUCUACCUGCCAUACUUGUUUUCGUGGAGUGGCUGGCAAGUAUGUUUGAUGAAGUUGAAGCAUAUGGAGUGGAUGAGAAAACUAAAAGCUCUAUAUCUUAUUUUUUGGCUGCUUUUAUGGACCUCUUGAAGCAGCUCGAUGUUAAUGUUGAAAUUGUGUCUGAUGUAAGAAUUGCACUGUGGGAAGACUAUGAGUUGAGGGGCUUUGCACCGUUAGCUCAAAUACAUGUUUCAUUAGAUUUCUCAACUAGUUGGAAUCAGAUGGACAGUUACCAAAGUGGGAUUGAAUGCCGUAUUAAGCGUAUGCUCAAUGCUGCAAUGAAGAUUGCAAGCAGAUCAAAUGGUUCCUAUAAAUGGAUUACCUUCGAUAGUUUGGGGAAGAAAUUCUAUCCGAAAGAUGCAAAUGAAAUGCCUGAGAGACUAGAAUCAGAAGAUCGGGAGUCCAAUUCAGAUGUAAAUGUCAAAGGGCUGAAUCAGCAUACAUAUGAAGCUGGAAAAGAAUGCAAGACAGAGAUUGCAAGUGAAAACCAAAGCAGCCAUCUUGCAGAUGGGAAAUCUGUUGCCAUGGAAGAGGAAGAAGUUAUUCUCUUGAAGCCUCUUACAAGGCAUAAUUCAGCACCACCCUAUGGGAAAAUUCAUAGCGAAAAAGACCCUGCAUCUCCAAACGAAAUGGAGGAAACGGUUCCUUCUGAUGAAUGUUUGCGCCGUGCUACAUCCCUACUAAUAGCGCAAAACCAGGCCAAUUCUGAUGCUUCAGAUUUUCAAUCUGACAUCUCGAAUUUCAGGCGCAGCAAACCUGUCAAGCAACAUGAGCCUUUUGUAAAAGAUACCGCGGCAUUCUUGUUUUCGGAAGCCCCCAUCUCUGCCGGGCCACCUUCACUUAGUUCUUGGGUUCUAAACCAAGGAAGUUUAAGCAGUACUGAAAAGACAAGAGGUGAUGUUAGUAGACCAAGCUUGAGCCCUAUUGCAGAAAUAGCCAUUUCAUCCCUAAGCGAUCUUUCUAUCCAUCAAACCGAGGAUUCUGUCAAUUCAUCAAGAUCUGAAGCUUUAACCAAUUACUUUUACUCACCUCCACCAUAUUCGGCUCCAAUUCCUUCUGCCCCUUUAUUGCCUGAUGAUGCUGCUUGGUUUAAUGGUAAUCAGUCUAGUUUUUCCAGGGCGAAUGGCUCAGAGUUCAUUAACAAACCCGAGAAUUUCUACAAUGCAUCAAGGAUAAGUGGUUACCCCAAUUGGUCCCCUGAUGGCGAACGUAUUAAUGGUUCUGGUAUUCCAGGUUUCAUUGAUAAAUACCCUCCAUUUAGCGGGAUGACUUCUUCAGAAUGGCUUCGGAGAUACAGAGAAAGUCGCAAUCCUGAUCAUGCCAACAGCCAUGUGCAGCCUCUCAACUAUUACGCUCCCGGGAACCCCAUUCCCACACAUGAUAUUUCCCGUGUUGGUCUUUUCAAUCAAUACGGAGUUCCAUCUGUUCCAAAUCCAACAAUUUACACAGAGAGUUCAGUAUUGCAUCAAGGAUUUCCCCGUGUUUACGGCAUGGAGGAACCAAGAAGGGAAAAGCCGUUUCAUGGUUAUCAAAGACCGAGCCAUUAUGGCUGUGGAGCCAUGACUGAGCUUAGAGACGAGCCACGGCCACUCUUGCAGUAUCUAAAAGAGAAAGAAUGGCUACUCCAGCAGGAUCCAACCCUGAGAAAUCCUACUUUCAUGGGAAAUUAAAAACUUUGAAGCUCUCUUUGGACAUUCGCGUAGCAUACAUCCUGUGUGUGUAUAUAUAUAUAUAGACAUAAAGAAGUUGAAAAUAUGUAUGUAGGUCUGUUUUAGUCAUAAGUCUGAAAAUGAGGUAUUCAAGUGUGAAGAAAGGGUGUCACAGAUUUAGGAUGAUUUUAUAGUGAUAUAUAAUGUUGUCUUACUGACCAGAAA